AAACUACAGACUCUUGAUAUGGGUGAUCCAACUCCUCUUCUGAGCCAACCCAAUAACACCAGUGACACAAAAACAUCACCAAAUAAACACCUUCAUUCUCUUGGCUUCACAAUAGAAAAGUGCAUAGGUGAACUCAAUUGGAGUCAAUUCUUUCAAGCUCUUCUUAUAUCCUUUGCUUGGAUCUUUGAUGCCCAACAAACAUUCAUCACUGUUUUCACCGAUGAAGUUCCAUCAUGGCACUGCACCGGUGAAAACAUUGACAUUUUGAAUGGCUGCUACUCGACACCAUCAUUUAAUGAUGUGUGUAAGUUUCCCAAAGGCUCAUGGGCUUGGGAUGGGCCACCACAGGCCUCCAUCAUAUCUGAAUGGGCCAUGCAGUGUGAGAGCUCUAUCAUCACAGGUCUUCCAGCUUCCAUGUUCUUCAUGGGUUGCUUAGUUGGUGGGCUUUUCUUGUCCACACUUGCAGACUCUUCAUCACUUGGUCGCAAGAACAUGCUCUUCUUCUCAACUCUCUUGAUGGCUCUUUCCUCAUUCUUCACCACCUUUUCUCCCAACAUUUGGAUCUUCUCAUUGCUGAAAUUCUUAUCUGGAUUCGGCCGCGCUACCAUCGGCACUUCAUCGCUUGUUCUAGCUUCUGAGCUCGUUGGAAAGCGAUGGCGAGGUAAGAUUAGUGUCAUUGGCUUCUUUUGUUUCACUAUAGGUUUCUUGUCCCUUCCAGCUAUGGCUUAUGCAAACAAAACUUCCUCAUGGAGAAACCUUUACUUGUGGACAUCAAUUCCUACAAUUUUCUAUUGCAUGUUGGUGAAAAUUUUCGUUCAAGAAUCACCUAGAUGGCUUCUAUUGAAAGGAAAAGAAGAAGAAGCAAUAGCUACACUAAAAUACAUCACUUCAAUCACUCAAAGUAACCUAAAUUUAUCCAUCAACAACAUGUCUUCACAUGAGGAAGAAAAUAAUUUAAAUGUUGAUUUGUUUUAUGCCCUCAAACUUUUGUUGCAAAAGAAAUGGUCCUCAAGGAGACUAUUAUUGAUUAUGGCAUUAGGUUUUGGAAUUGGAGUUGUCUAUUAUGGUAUGCCACUAGGGCUUGGAAACUUGUCCUUUAAUCUUUACCUAAGUGUCACUUUUAAUGCCUUAAGUGAGAUACCAUCUUCAUUGGUCACAUUUUUCUUCAUAGACAAGUUUAAAAGGAGAAUUGCAUUGUUUGUGUUUUGUAUCAUAAGUGGUGUUUUAAGUAUAAUGUCCACUAUUGAAGGGGAACUAUGGAGCAAGAUGCAAAUAGGGUUUGAGUUGAUAUCUUUUUUUAGUGCUUGCACUUCAUUUAGUAUUUACUUAAUAUACACAACUGAAUUGUUUCCAACUUGUGUGAGGAAUUCAGCUUUGUCUAUGGCUAGGCUUGCUGUGGUGUUUGGUGGAGCUUUUAGUCCAUUGUUGGUGGGUGCUGGUAGAGGAAAUAAGUUUCUUUGUUAUGGGGUUUUUGGGUUGGCUAUUGGUUUUAGUGGAGUAUUUGGAGUGUUCUUACCUGAGACAAAAGGGAGAGUACUUUGUGAUACAAUGGAUGAAGAAGAAAACAAAGAUAAAAUUUCUUGUGAGAUAUUAGUUUGAGCUUAGCCAAAUCCAUGAAGUUUUGUGUAAGUUAUUCACGUAUUUGU
Messenger RNA from Medicago truncatula (barrel medic), 1646 nucleotides. Its product is annotated as organic cation/carnitine transporter 3. The record is from RefSeq and is a predicted model, not a curated record. Gene Ontology annotation, cellular component: membrane. The coding region runs from base 19 to 1599 and encodes 526 amino acids. Gene Ontology annotation, molecular function: transmembrane transporter activity. The transcript has a single exon. Lineage: Eukaryota; Viridiplantae; Streptophyta; Magnoliopsida; Fabales; Fabaceae. Gene Ontology annotation, biological process: transmembrane transport.